CUGUGUGUCUUGCCAACUCAGACUCGGGUUUUUGACAGUGCAACGUGAAAAUGGACGUCCCAUCUGGCUUCAGACAGCCUGGGCAGAAACGGAAGGCCAAGGGCACCAAGUCACAGAAGCCUCAGUUGUUUCAAGACACCAGCUCCCCACCACAACCAGGACAGUUUCCUCCCCCUGGCAACUAUGGACAACCACAAGGUUAUGACCCAAGUGGAAUGCCACCUGGUGAUGUCAAUCAGUUUCCUGGACAACAGUACAUUCAAGACCCCAUGGCUAACUUGGCAAUGCAGUAUGGCACCUCAUGGGCAGGCCAGAGUAAAGAUAUGCUCAACAAGAAUAUAGAACAGUAUGUAGCGACGUCCAAAAUCAAAUAUUACUUUGCUGUAGACACAGCUUACGUUGGCAAGAAGCUGGGGCUUCUGGCUUUCCCUUUCACACAUGCAGACUGGUCCAUUAAGUACAACCAGGAUGAGCCGGUAGCUCCAAGAUAUGAAGUCAAUGCUCCUGAUUUAUAUAUUCCAGUAAUGGCAUUUGUCACCUAUAUCUUGGUAGCAGGUCUAGUACUAGGAACACAAGACAGGUUUACUCCAGAGCAACUAGGUAUCCAAGCAAGCUCUGCCCUUGUUUGGUUCAUCAUUGAGUUGCUGGUUGUCAUGUUCACGCUGUACGUGAUGAACCUGAGGACUGACCUCAAGUACCUCGACAUCAUGUGUUACUUGGGAUACAAGUUUGUAGGAAUGAUCGUGUGUAUGCUGGCAGGCCUAGUGUUACAACGUAUGGGCUACUAUGGAGUGCUGCUCUGGUUCAGCAUCUCACUCGUCUUCUUCCUGGUUCGAACACUGAGGGUGCAGAUACAGCCCCACAGUACUGGGGACGAUUUCUCUCGUGGAAACAAACGCAGCUUAUAUCUUAUACUGACUAUAGCAAUAUUACAGCCUUUACUCAUGUGGUGGCUCACAAAUCAUAUCAUGUUUGGAAGGAAACAGUAGAUGUGCACCAGGUGUAGUGGCUGGACCAUACUUGUCUCUGCUGGAGGGCACAGGUGGUCCAGUGUCUUAGCGCAGUCAGUAUCACUUGGCCUGGGUUCAGUCCAGACUCAUCCUGGUGUGACCCUUGGUCUGUCAGCUUUGUACAAGUGCAGAUGGAUUUCACCCUUUGUGGUAAACUUCUAGGGUGUAUGUCAGAUAGGGAUUUUCUCCCACAUGAAGCUGACACACAGUGAUACUGUUCAGAGCAGUGAUAAACCAAAACUCUUAUUUACUUGACUAAAUAAAGAAAGUAAGUCAUGUUGGACCAGGUGUUAUCAGAAUAGGCAGAGAUCAGUGGAGGAAUUGUGAAUUUUUCUGUUGAAUCCAAUUAAUGUAUGCAUGAUGUAAUGUAUUAUGAUGAUUAGAAGAAUAUAUUCAUCCUCAAGAAAGAAUGUUUACGCUUUGUCUUCCUGGUAUCGUGGGGGGGAUUUUAGGUGUUUUACCUAUCUCCUUUUGAAAAUUCAACUGUACUAAGAAAUCCACUAUUUUAACAGUUCUUGAGAAAAGGAAGCUAAAAAGGACAGACCACCACCCAAAGGAUAAAAAUGUUGAUCAUGUUGAAAGAAAUAUUAUAUCGUGUCGAUAUUAUUUAGAAAAGGUUCUUCAAAUCCCGACCCCUGAUUGUUUCUAGGCUUGUCAGCACCAAACUGGUGCUUCACCAAAGUGUUAAAUGUUUAAAACUUACAACACUCGAAGUUUCCACAUUAAGCUGACACAUGGUGAUAAAACUGGAAUACUGUUCAAAGCAGCUUUAAACCUAACACUCUCAAUGAGAAUAAGUUCUAAUACAAAUAUUUCAAUAAUAGGUCAUGUACGUCGCACAUAGGUAAUGUUUUAUACAGUAUUAUGUUGUUGUGCAUGACUGGAUCAUUGAAUGUACAGUUAUACUGUUCGUCCUGAGUACCCACCUUAGCAAUGGUUACUGUUUCAAACAUAUAUACAUGCUCUUGCUCUCACAUAAGCUGAACUUCAGGGUAUCGUUGGAUAUGUCAAUCUGACCUUAGUUUAACAAAAGUUUCAGGUACAGCUGAAGCUGAUGAUCAAACCAGUUGGUAUACAAACCCUUAUGUUCACAUGUAAUUUUAAGAUGCAAACAGGCAAGGGAUAAUCAUAAUUACCAUCAAAUAGUUAUAAAAUGUCAUUAAAUAGUCAAUUUUGGUUUGUGUUUUCAAUACAUGUAUUUCACUUUGUAGCCUAAAAUGAUUUUUUUUUGUCAAAAAAUAUAUACAGGAUUUGAUUACAUUGAAUUGCUCUUUUCAUACUGACAAUUAUCGUGGUGCUUAAUUAUUUUCAAAGUGUAUGUAUAGAUUCAAAACUGUAUCACAUUGCUCCCAAGGAGUCAUUAAUCGAUUUCAAUAGGAACAAUCAGAUACUGAUACUUUCUCUUUAUGUCAAGAGCAGUUGGAUUUGUGGUUUGGAUUUGUCAAAUUUGUUCAAGAUCGUCAGAAUCUAUUCCUCACAUCUGUAAACUGUGCUGUUCCCCCAAAACAUUUUUUCUCAAGCUGUUUAUCAUUUUCUGAAAGCUGUGUAACUUCCUACUCUUAUUUCUUAAAAGCAGUUUUUAUAUACAUUGAUACUUUCUAUGCCAUCUUCAGCUGUGUCAUGACAAGAUGGAGUUUUAUUUUUGUGCUUGGUAAAUUCCGUAACUUGCAUUGUACAAAAAGCAUGUUCAUACUUCAACUGAUAUUAAAAUUGUCAUUUUCAUUUAACAUAUUAGUUGUUAUGCAUGUGAAACUUGUAGACUAUAGACGUUUCAAAUGUUAAGUUGAAUGUAGUGGAUGAUAUUUCUAAUAAUGACUGUUCUGCCAAACAUAUUCCACAAAGUGCUGUAUGACCAUUUUAUUUGCUGUGCUUGUCAAGAUUUAGAGUUAUCUCCCUUCCUUUGUGCAAUGUUUUAAGUAAAUGCUACCACUACAGAAUAUUUAGAACAGGUUUGAUUUAAGUUAUUAACUUUUCAAAUAAAUUCAUCCUGAUCUUAAACAUCUGAAAUUUACAAAAAUAUGUCUUUACUAAAUUUGUCUCUGUUGAAUGUUUACUUAAUUCAUCAUCUUGUAAUCCAAUUCAAAUUCAUUAAAGUGAAAUGUUCAUCACAUAAUUUUCAAGUGAUUAUGUUCAGUUGAUCAACCAUUUACCAUAUGUUGUUUCUGUUUAGUUACAAAGGCUUGCCAGAUCUUAUUUAUUGUGCUCAACCAAAAUCAGUUGCAGGUGAAUAUCAUUUGUCAAACACAUGACAUUCAACCUCUGUACAUACAAGUCUGUAAAUGUGUACAUUACUGUGUGGUUGGUAUACUUUAUGGGGAAACUUUUUCGUGACUUUGUAAUACAGUUGCAACAAAGCUUGUAAAUAAAAAAUGUUAUAUUGUU
Haliotis rubra (blacklip abalone) is the source of this 3392-nucleotide messenger RNA. RefSeq names its product protein YIF1B-A-like. Gene Ontology annotation, biological process: endoplasmic reticulum to Golgi vesicle-mediated transport. Gene Ontology annotation, cellular component: endoplasmic reticulum-Golgi intermediate compartment; COPII-coated ER to Golgi transport vesicle; Golgi membrane. The transcript has 10 exons. Bases 51 to 989 code for a protein of 312 amino acids. The record is from RefSeq and is a predicted model, not a curated record. Lineage: Eukaryota; Metazoa; Mollusca; Gastropoda; Lepetellida; Haliotidae.